Molecule: messenger RNA, 1119 nt
Organism: Metarhizium album ARSEF 1941
Lineage: Eukaryota; Fungi; Ascomycota; Sordariomycetes; Hypocreales; Clavicipitaceae
Product: Nucleoside phosphorylase domain protein
Exons: 2
Coding region: 1-1119 (372 amino acids)
Biological process (GO): nucleoside metabolic process
Molecular function (GO): catalytic activity
Source: RefSeq, a predicted model, not a curated record
AUGCCUGACGCCGAAGACUUUACCGUUGGCUGGAUCUGUGCCUUGGACCGCGAGCUCGUCGCCGCCCAGUUCAUUGCUGUAUUACCGUACAAGGAGCAUGGAAAGUCCAGUGCGGCCGUGGUUGCGAACGACAUGCAAAGAUCUUUCCCCAGCAUUCGGAUCGGCCUCAUGGUCGGCAUCGGAGGCGGAGCACCGAGUGCAAAGAAUGACGUGCAACUAGGCGACAUCGUCGUGAGCUGCCGAGGCGGCGGAAACGGAGGAGUGUUGCACCAUGACUAUGGCAAGGUAGUCCAGAACCGCGACUUCACCAUGACGGGACAUUUGAACCAGCCACCGCAGCUUCUGCUGCUGAGAGCGGUGAGCGCCCUCGAGGCCAGAUACGACCGGAGUGCGCAUCAAAUCCGCGGCAACGUGGAGAAGGCAUUGGAAAAGAUCACGCGCCGGGAGAAAUACCGCCGGCCAGCGGCCACGACGGACAGGCUCCACCUCUUCCCCUUUACGCAUCCCCAGAACACGACCCAGGCGUGUGGCGUGGUGUGCGGCGAUGAUGCGUCCAACCUGAUAGUUCGGAAAGAACGCAGCCGAGACGGAGACGAUCCCGUGAUUCACUACGGAAUAAUCGCCUCUGCUGAUACCCUGAUGAAAGACGCCACUGUUCGAGACGAGAUGGCGCGGGAGCAUAACAUUCUCUGCUUUGAGAUGGAAGCCGCAGGCCUGAUGAACCACCUUCCUUGCCUAGUCAUCCGGGGCAUCUCCGACUACUCUGAUUCUCACAAGAACGACGAGUGGCAGGGAUACGCGGCCAUGGUAGCCGCGGCAUACGCAAGGGACCUCGUCACUUGCAUGAACGCCCAGCAAGUGCGAGCAACCACGCCGAUCAAGCAAUUGCUUUCAGAUGGUAAGUCCAGGAUGAACAUACUACGCGGCUCACGUUUAAUGGAUAGCGCGAGGGCGCAGGUGAACAGAGUAAGGAGCGCCACGGACAGAGGCGAGGACCAGCGGAUUCUCAGAUGGAUCACGGAAGCAGACCACGCCGCUCACUUUAAUACCUUCAUUAGGGGGCGGCAUUCCAAUACACUAAAAUGGCUAAAAGACUCGGACAAGUUCCAGAAAUGGUAA